AUGGAAUUUUUCCUAACCAUUGUCCCUUCCACCCCCGCACAGGGUCUCUGCAUUAUCAUCCUGAUCUGCUAUGGUGCCUCUUAUACCCCGGGUUACACGGGCUUGGCCAUCUGCGAGAUGGUGCUUUCCAUCAUCUUCUUCAUCGUCUACACACUGGGACUGAACAAGCAGCUGACUUUUGUGCACUGGGGCUGGAGCGAUUUCAUCCGGGCGGUGAUCGGUGCUUUGCUCUUCCUCAUCACCUCUCUCAUCGUCCUCAUCGGCCACAGGGACGGACCUGGCAUUGCAGCUGGGGUCUUUGGGCUCCUGGCUGGUAUCCUGUUUGCAUACGAUGCCUACAUCACACUCCCCACCCUCCGGAAGAGCCACACAGCUGCCCCCACUGAAUCCCCCGAGGGCGUCUGAGGCAUCUGUCCAGCCCCCACUUUGCUGCCUCCCCCUAAAACCCCCCCCACUGCUGCGGGGGGAGGCCAAAGAACAGACUCCCAUCCCCCCGCAACUCCUCCCCCCUCUAGCUCCCCACCCGGACCCAAGGGCCCCUCCCCUCUCAUGUCUAGAGGCCUUGACAAUGGGGAUCACAUGGGGGAAGCCAGCCCCCCCCAACCCAGCAACUCCCCCCUUUCCCUAGGUUGGCUGCAGCAAGGGUGAGGGCAGGGGGGUCUAGUGGUUAGAACAGGUGUAGGCAGGGAGGGGGUUGGGAGCCAGGACUCCUGGGUGCUAUUGGCAGCUCAGGGCAGGGAGUGGGGGCUAGCGUGCUCUCUCUCUCCCGCUUGUUCCAUAUCAAGUGCCUUUACUCGGACCGUGCCUCAGUUUCCCCUGCACUGACGGGGGGUAACGUUGCCAGGUGUUCAGGGCACAAGGACUCACCAGAACCAGAGCCCAUGGGAUAUUGCAAGGGAAAUAUAUUCAUAUAAGGAGAGGCUUUUUUUAAUUGACUAAACUAACUGCAAGGGACAGGCCCAGGGCAGGGGGCUGGGUGGGGAAUCGCACCUGCGGAGCGGGGGGACACGUGCAUUGAUGUUCAGUGACUCCCCUUCCUCCUCCCCCAUCCCUGGUCCUGCCUGCAGCUUGAGUCAAUUUCUGCUCAUGUGUGGGGGAAAGAAUUAAUAAAAAUACUGAUUAAUGUC
Messenger RNA from Pelodiscus sinensis (Chinese soft-shelled turtle), 1127 nucleotides. NCBI's taxonomy places the organism in Eukaryota, Metazoa, Chordata, Testudines, Trionychidae. The record is from RefSeq and is a predicted model, not a curated record.